CGCGCUUGAAAAUAUGAAAGGGAACGUGAGCUGAGGAUUCUCUUUGGAUAGGCUCUUGUCCAGAGCCCGGGUUUCCGGGUUCUUUUGUAAUAAACAGAUGGCGUCAAACGAAGGUGAAGAUAGUUCUCAAGAUCUUCUAAACUCAGAUGAGGGUAAAUCUUUUAAAGUAAUUGGAGGAUGCUUGAGGUCAUCAUCGACUUUCAAAGUUGGGAGAAAGCUGGCUUGCAAAUUUCGUGGUACUGACGAUACAGAAAGGGAAAACUUUGAAGCAGAGGUUAGACGAUUUGGUAGCUUUGCUUCAAGCUGCCAUGCAGGAAAAAGCACUGAACUUGAAGGAGCAGUGGAAAGGGAGCCACAACUAGUGACUGUUUCCUCACAAGUUUUUCCUGAUCAUAAUGAGUUUGUACCACAGGACUUGGAUGAAGGAAACUUGGAAUCAGUUGAGAGUGUUGACUCUUUAAAAGCACUACUCCAAGAGGAACGUCUUUUAUAUCAAACAAGAAUUACAGACCUUGAAAGAGAAAAAGAAGAACAAGCAGAGAAUUUGAAGCUGAAACUUUUCAAUGAAGAAAAAGAAAAGAAUGCUUGGAGAAAAAGAUUUAAACAGCUUGAAGCUAGGACUGACAAGCUUGACAGUGAACUUAAAGAAAAGAACAAGGAAUUGAGUGAUCAACAAGAACAAAUAGCAGAUCUAAUGCGUCACCUGGAGACACAACAAGCAAUAGCGAGCGCACCUGAUGAGACGAGACGGGAGUUGCAAGAUGGCAAGGUCUUUCUGGUGCACCAACCAAAAAAAACUGGACGGAAAAAAAGUCGGAAACGAUAGACGAGAAGGAAAAUUAAGGCCUCUCCUUAAUAUUUUGAGGCUCAAUCUGUUAAGAGCUUUUUUACUGUUGUAAUCGUUAUUCUUUGGGUGUUUGUAGAUGUCACUAAGUUAAUUUCGUUGUACAGUGAAACCUGUAUUAGGCAGACACCCUUAGGACCCUUACUAGUGUCCGCUUUAUACAGGGUGUCCGCUCUAAACAGGUUCUCAUAUAUUGAUCAGUGAUAGGUAACUAUUAACCCCUUUGUAACUCAGUGUAACACAGUGUAAGAUCAAAGACUGCUCAUAGCAGUCUCAUGGCAGGCUCAAAAGACUUUUUGAAAAAGAUUCGGCAAACUGAUUUUCAUGUUUAAUACACUUUGAUUAUAUUUUAUCGAUUUUAGCUCUUUUUUUUUUUAAGUGAUUUUUAAAUUAGCUUGAUGUAAAUACCUUUUUUUUUAACGCUUUUAUAAUGUUGUACAUUACUUAAUUUAAAUCGUGGAACACCUGGAAACUAGCGAACAGCUAAYUGUGUACUUGUCCACGUUAAAUAAAGUAUGUCUAUGUCUAUGUCUAUA
Molecule: messenger RNA, 1380 nt
Organism: Orbicella faveolata
Lineage: Eukaryota; Metazoa; Cnidaria; Anthozoa; Scleractinia; Merulinidae
Source: RefSeq, a predicted model, not a curated record